This is a messenger RNA of Aureobasidium musti, 2490 nucleotides long. NCBI's taxonomy places the organism in Eukaryota, Fungi, Ascomycota, Dothideomycetes, Dothideales, Saccotheciaceae. The record is from the annotation of a GenBank genome assembly.
AUGGAUCUCCGUGGUAUGCUUAAUAACGAUGCUGCACCGGGUCGUCCUCCAAGCCAGCAAGAAGGCAGCCAACGGGGCAGCUUUCCUCCUCCGCUGCCUCAGCAGAGAUCCUCGUCGGGCACGUAUCCUGCACCGCUACUGCCGCAACAACAACAACAACAACAACAACAGCAGCAACCACCUCCGCCGCAGGGCUACUAUCAGCAGAGACAUGCACCUUCCCACCAGCACGAUGCGCGCUCUUCGAAUCCAUCGCUGCCCUCGACUCCAAUGGGACUGCACACGCCGCAACAACAACAAUAUCCCAGCAGCCAGUAUCCUUUCCCUCCCCAGCCACAACACCAUCAACAACAACAACAACAGCAGCAGCAGCAGCAGUACAGUCCAUCGCAGACCUACCCUCAGCUCACUCCCCGCCAGCAAAGUCACCCACACUACCCGCACUCCAUGUCGCCCACUCCCCCAGGCGUCCAUCGCAGUUCACACCCCUAUCCGCCCCAGCAUUCGCAGCCCAGUACUCCUCUUGGUCCGCCUAUGCAGCCAUACGCCCGCCAACCUUCACUCGCCCAAGCUCAUCAUCAACGCGCGACAUCCGGUGCUUCCUAUGCCCUGCAGCACCAGGUCAACAUGUCCUCGCAGUCACCUGCCCAUUCUCUCCCGCCGCAAUCUGCAUAUCCCUCCGAGUCGCCGCAGGCCUAUGCAAAAAGACCAUCCAUCGACUAUCCCACAAAUGUCUCGGAGCGCGACAGAAGCCUCAGUGUCAGUCCCAAGACAAAGGUCGUGCUCCCGACGCGCCAAAACAGCACUGAUUCGUCAUGGACCGCGAGAGAGAGGUAUCCAUCACACGAACCCCGUGCUCCCCACCGCAGUUCGAUCGACCAAGCCAUCUCACCUCUCACUACAACCAAACAGUCUGCCAAGAUCAGUCCGAACCAGCCUCGCAUCGGCAGCCAGACGCCUGGAGGUUUCCGAAAUCUCCUGAACGACGACCCCACAAAUCACUCUCCCCUCGUGGUUUCUUCACCUGCCGCUGCUAGAGGCCAGUCGAUACCUCCUCAUCACCCGCAACAUCCUCAGUUGCAUCACUCGCGAUCCUCACUUUCCAACGACAGUCCUGUCCAAACCUUCGAACCGCGAGGUCCCAUCAAGCACGAGUCACAAACAUCUCUCACUUCCGAGUCGCUACUGCAACAGCCCAUUGCUCCGCCCCAAGCCAUGUCGCAAUCUUCUCUUCCUUCCUCGCAGCCUCAGAGCGCAUCGCAACCUACUCUCAAACGACCCGCUGAAAGCGAACCUGAGUUGUCUGCUCCUCUCAAGAAGACCAAGAAGAGAUAUGCGCAGCCGCCAAUUUGGGCUAGAUAUGUGCCGUCCAACCCCAAUUACGACCCAAAAGUCGAUCACUUGCUUGGACCGCCGCCAGAUCCCACUCAAGCAAGACGCCCAUCUCCUCGUCCAAAUUUGCAGGUAGUCACACCACAACAACAGGCGCAAACCACACCUCAACCUCAGCAACAACUUCCAGACAUGGUUCAGUCUAAUGGUCAUCCUCCACAUCCCAUGAUGAAUGGAAACGGCCCGCCCAGUGCGCAAAUACAUCCCUUCCUUGGGCCUUGGGAGCCUUGUAUCAAAGGCAGUAUGGUACAAUCUGACCGGUUCUCGUUACAAGUGGGAAAGUACUUGUUUGAAGAGAUUCUUAGGAGACCUGAUGUCGGUGUUGACGAUGCGCGCAAUGGUGCACUAGAGAUCGAGGCGAAGCUGGGUACCUUGAUUGACAGAAACACUGACCAGCGAGUGCACUUUCCAGUGCAAAAUCCGGUCGUGCUUGAUCGUCAGAUGUCUUCACGACUGCGAUUCGAAAGUCAUAUGACUGAAAUGCAACACAAGCGUCUGAACGAAUUCCUGAAUCAAGCGGUGCAAGAGUCUAAGGUUUUACCGCACAGGCACGAGAUGCAGUAUAAACACCGCUACGAGAUCGAUUCGUUUGCACAGCUCAGUGCGGCUGGAUUUGAUGCGCUGCCCCCGUCGGCCUUGAACUACCUCGACCAAGCCAGGCAACCACGACUCCGUACUUCGGUUAAUGAACGAGCUCAAGCCGGUACUGAUCCUGUGAUUGCGCGCAUAGUCAAGAUUCGACUUGCCGAUCUCGACAUAUUCUGCCCUGGGUCGCCGUUCGAUUGCCGUAUCAGUAUCAACAUUGAAGUGAACAUGCACAGAUCUGACAUCGAUCCUACAGCGAUUGUGGAAGGAGGAGAUAGCAAGAUUGGAGAGCGCAAGAAAGACAGACUCAGCUAUACGCAAUCUGUGUACAGCGUGGAUCUGACCCAAGUCAAGAGUGCAGAUGGACGCAAGAUUCAUGAGCUUGAAAUCGAGGUGGACGCCAAGAAGCUCCGUCAGCAGGCAGAGCUGGAAGCGUCAGGACAACCAAGUGGGUUUGGAGAUAUGGUUCAAGGAUUGGUAAACAACAUAUUCACGCUGAUGAGCGUGCAAUGA